Mercurialis annua (annual mercury) is the source of this 2660-nucleotide messenger RNA. RefSeq names its product protein tesmin/TSO1-like CXC 2. The coding region runs from base 204 to 2495 and encodes 763 amino acids. The record is from RefSeq and is a predicted model, not a curated record. The transcript has 10 exons. Gene Ontology annotation, molecular function: DNA-binding transcription factor activity. NCBI's taxonomy places the organism in Eukaryota, Viridiplantae, Streptophyta, Magnoliopsida, Malpighiales, Euphorbiaceae.
AGAUAAAUUCAUAAUAUCCUUUUGUUUUCCCGCUUCUGCUUGAAUCUCAUCUUCUUCUUCUUCAGAGAGUAACUCACUCUCUCACUCUCUAACUCGUUCUCUAGCUCACUCUAUAACUCGUUCUACUCGCACUCAAUUUGAAAAACGAGUUAAACUAUACAUUCAAAUAAAGAAAACUCUACGGCUAUGUUAAUUCUGUGGCUAUGAUGGGUACGCCGGAGAAGACUCAGAUCACCACUCCUCUUUCUAAAUUUGAGGAUUCCCCUGUCUUCAACUAUAUCAAUAGCCUGUCUCCUAUCAGGCCUGUGAAGUCCACACACGUUACUCAAACAUUCCAGUCUCUAAGCUUUUCGACUCUUCCGUCCAUUUUCACUUCUCCGCACGUUAGCUCGCACAAGGAAUCGAGGUUUCUUCGAAGGCAUAACGGCUCAGAUCCAUCAAAAGCCGAGUUUUCCUCUGAAAACGGGAAGAAUUCUGCCACUGAAGAGUGUGAGCCCUUGGAUGUAACCCAGCUCCAUGAUAACUCUUCUGAGCUACAUGGAAAUUUUGAUGCAAGGGUGACCAUUGGAGAAGGUUCUGCUGAACCUUCUAAUGAACAUGCUAAGUUUGCAAUUGAGUUGCCAACGAGGCUAAAAUAUAAUUGUGGCAGCCCUGAAAAUGACACAAUGCCUCAUUGUGGUCCUCAGAUGGAUUGUUUGUCAAAGUUAACAGGCAUGUCUAUAUCACAAAAUUGUUCGUCUGAAGCGGAAGCAUGUCUGCAGGGGAUGUAUCGGGCUGAGCAGAAAAAGGAAGUCGCGGAGUGCGACUGGGAAAAUAUGAUAACAGAUGCUGCUGACCUGUUAAUUUUUAAUUCACCAGUUGACACAGAGUCUUUCAACGGGCUAUUGCAUAAAUCGGUGGAUCCCCAUGCGAAUUUUCCUGAUGAGGUGCAUGAUAUGCAAAUGGAUGCUGUUGCUUCCUGUGAACAGCACGAGAUGGAACAUCCUUCGACUCAACCUGGAGAAACUAUUGAGGCAAAGGAAAUGAACCAGACAUGGGACAAUCUUGCUGCAAAUAACAAUCCAAAUGAGGAAGUGGAUACCGAGGUUGAAACUUCCAUGCAACUUCAGGUUGUUUCUAAUUUGCAUCGUGGCAUGCGAAGGCGUUGUCUAGAUUUUGAGAUGGUUGGAGCGCGUAGGAAGAACAUAGUUGAUGGUUCAACUUCAAGUAAUUUCAUGGGGAGGCAAUCUGAGGAAAACUUUUCCUCUGAAGAUAAGCAACUGGUUCCUUUUAAGCCUGACACUGAUUCUUCAAGACGUAUCUUACCUGGAAUAGGAUUACACUUAAAUGCUUUGGCAAUAUCCUCCAAGGAAAGCAAAAAUGUGAAGCUUGAAAAUAUGUCUUGUGGUAUAAGUUUGGUCAGAACUGUUGCUUUCUUUCAUUCCCCGACUAAUGACGAAGAACUAAAUGAACCAUCGACUUUAGCUUCUGAAAGAGACUUGAAUCCAUGUGAAGAUGGUUUGCCGCUUGUGGAUGAUGUUUAUCAGACAUCCUCUCGUUUAGUUGCUGAAGAGUUCAAUCAUAAUAGCCCCAAAAAGAAGAGGCGGAAAGUAGAAGGAGAAAGUGAUGCGUGCAAGCGUUGUAACUGUAAAAAGUCGAAGUGUUUGAAACUUUACUGUGAAUGUUUUGCUGCUGGCAUCUACUGUAUAGAACCUUGUUCAUGUCAAGAUUGCUUCAACAAGCCUAUUCAUGAAGAUACUGUUCUUGCAACUCGCAAACAGAUCGAGUCACGAAAUCCACUUGCAUUUGCUCCAAAAGUGAUUAGAAACACUGAACCAGUAGCUGAAAUUGGGGAUGAAUCCACCAAAACACCUGCCUCAGCACGACAUAAAAGAGGAUGCAACUGCAAGAAAUCUAGUUGCCUAAAGAAAUACUGUGAAUGCUAUCAGGGCGGUGUUGGAUGCUCCAUUAAUUGUAGGUGUGAAGGGUGCAAGAAUGCAUUUGGUAGAAAGGAUGGAUCUGCUCUAACAGAAACGGAAGCUGAACCAGAAGAAGAAAUCGAAGGAGAUGAAAACAACGGAAUUGACAAGGCUAGACAGAACAUUGAAAUCGAGAACAACGAAGAACAAAAUCCAAAUUCUGCUCUUCCCGCCACACCAUUACGGCUUUGCAGACCGCUGCUUCAGCUGCCAUUUUCAUCCAAAAGCAAACCACCAAGAUCUUUUCUUGGUAUUGGAUCAUCAUCCUCUUCAGGAUUGUACACCGGCCAAAUGUAUAGUAAACCAAAUAUUCUGAGACCUCAACAGAAGAACCAAUUGGAAACCGUUCCAGACGACGAGCUACCAGAGAUCCUGAGAGGCAAUUACACUCCAACAACUGGCAUCAAGACUUCUCCGAACAGCAAGAGAGUCUCUCCUCCCCAGAGUACUUUAGGAUCAUCGCCCGGUCUGAGGAGUGGCCGGAAGUUGAUAUUACAAUCCAUACCUUCAUUUCCUUCUCUCACUCCCCAGCAUUAAAUUGCAAUCUUAAGAGAUUAGAUGAAAUUCUUUCAAAUCUUUUGUUGUUUUUUGAGAUGUAGUCCGAGUGUAGUUUUAGUUCUUGCCUGUAUAAUAAUUUGCUGUUAUAAUGUUCAAGUACUUUACUUUAAGUCAAUGUAUAAUAUUGUAAUUUUGUUUUUCUAA